Molecule: messenger RNA, 5994 nt
Organism: Lolium perenne
Lineage: Eukaryota; Viridiplantae; Streptophyta; Magnoliopsida; Poales; Poaceae
Source: RefSeq, a predicted model, not a curated record
UUGUCGAUUCUCGGUUUCCAAUUUUCCAUACCUGUCGUUUCAUCUCGAUUCCUAGUCAUCUCAGUUCUCAGAGGGACAAGAGGUAGUCAGAGAUCACAGAAAAAUUGGGUGGAAUGGUUGGGCUUGGAUUAGCGUUAUGGGUUAUUAGGGUUUGUUCUCUUCUCCCAACCCCCACACGGCCACGCCGCCGCCGCUCAGGUCGCCGCCCGUGGGGACCGGCUGCCGUUCGUGCUCCGCCUCCUUCGAUUGUCUCCUCCGCCCCUUGGCCCCAAAGUCAGGGUGGCCUCGGCCUUGGGGCCCAAUGUGGGGUAUCGGCUCCAUCGCUAGCAUCGGCAUCGCAGAAAGGAAGCGUUGAUGAUUAUGCUGUGGAAGAUGAGGAUGUGACGGGUCAGCAGAAAGGUGAGCAACAAGCUGGAACCAAGGAUUCCGUUACAAUGGAAGAUCACUGUACAAGUGAAAAACAAAAGGCAAUCAUGCACGCCAAUGUUGUGGGAUCAAAGGAGAAAGAGGUGGUGGCAAUAAGGUGCCCUCGGCAAACAGAGUACAAUCAGAGUUGGGGAAUGGGGAUGCAGUGGACAUGGCAACAUCUGAAGGUGUUAUGGCCCGCCAUCCCCGUUAGGGUAAAUGGUGGUCAUGGGCGUAAAGUAACCAAGGAAAAGGUUAAUGUAUGUAUUUGGUACCUACAAAAGGCCCGGAAUACCAAACUACCCGUAUUACAUGUCAAAAGGGAACUGCUCAUACGGAUAUUCAUGCUGCUACAAUCUUCUGCAGAAUUCAAUCUGGCCAUCGGCUUCAGAUGAUUCCAUCGGGUGCAUGCUGUUCAGCAGAUGAUGCAAAUGGACCUCUAUGCAAGCAGGACCAUAUGGACUACCAUGAGAGGAUUGGCAGACCGGAAAGUUUUUUUAUAUGAGAAUUCGGUGAUUGUAAAUUUUCAGAAGCAUGCAAUUAUAACGAUGGAAAAGACAGAUUCCAUACUAGAUGCCAUUCUAGAGACCCAUCACUGUAUAAAAGACUGAGAAAUAUCUGGAGAGGCCUGGUGAAACAAAAUGCCCUUCUAUAUGAAAAGUACAUACAAAAUCGUGGAAGAAUAAAAGUUUUAUCACCCAACGGAUUUAACUCCGAGCAUGCACAGCUCAACAGAUUCAGAAAAGUCGGUUGAAACUGACAGCUGACCAGCAUUCAGAAUCACACUGAAAGACCAGAAGUGCCAGCAACAGCAGUAUCCUGUGAGACCUGGUCAACCAGACUGCCGGGACUACAUGCAAUUUGGGAAUUUUUAUCAUCUAUCAUCAUGUAUAUUUCAUCACCCAAAAGACAACAGUUCUGACCUGUUGUCAUCCCUUAGAUUCAUCUCACUGUGAGACCUCUCCAAGAGGUGCUGAUUAGACUGAAAUACAUGGGCACAUGGCCUUCCAGAAUACUCAUUCUAUAUAGAAGGUGGGAGAUGCCAGUUUGGUUCAGUAUGUGAAUUUCUUCAUCUCAAAGGUACUUGGUCAACUACAGAGGUAUGCAUUCUUUUACCGUUGUCCAAGUAACACUGUAGGUGCAGUCAUCAUUUCUAUGGCUAGUUUUGUUUUGCUAGCUGCACUUCUCGAACUGUUAUUGCAUAAUUUAAAAGGAUGAAGCAAUGAUGAAUGAUUGAACAUAAACAAAUAUUUCAAAAUUACUUGUGGUGAAAUUUUGGAGCUGGCAUUAAUGUAUAAUGGUGCCAAUCAGGUAAGUUCUGUGAGCGCCUUUGUCCACCCCAUUUACAUGAUGUUAAUGAUAAGCUUGCUCUCCCAUUGUUUCCUCUACAUUUUACUUCUUUUUUUCUGGGAUCAGUUUGGUUGCGCCAAAAAUAAAUCAACCAAUUACAUCCUAAAAAUACAAAUCAGUUACUGCAGUCCUUUCAGCCUGUGAAAAAAACAGAGACAUGAUAAUCUGUGCCAGGCUGCCCUUGCCCCUUUUUGAUUCAUGUAGUCAACAAUUAUCUAUCUUUUACUGCCCAUUUGCUCACACUAUGUUAUGAGAUUUUCUUUAUGUGGAUUAAAUAUAAUGGUGCCAAUCAGGUAAGUUCUGUGAGCGCCUUUGUCCACCCCAUUUACAUGCUGUUAAUGAUAAGCUUGCUCUCCCAUUGUUUCCUCUGCAUUUUACUUCUUUUUUUCUGGGAUCAGUUUGUUUGCGCCAAAAAUAAAUCAACCAAUUACAUCCUAAAAAUACAAAUCAGUUCCUGCAGUCCUUUCAGCCUGUGAAAAAUCAGAGACAUGAUAAUCUGUGCCAGGCUGCCCUUUUCCCUUUUUUGAUUCAUGUAGUCAACAAUUAUCUAUCUUUUACUGCCCAUUUGCUCACACUAUGUUAUGAGAUUUGCUUUAUGUGGAUUAAAUAUGUGUUAUCUGUUUCAGCUAACGUUAUGUUAUUAGUCAUUUCUUUUAUGUGGAUUAGUAUUUAUCAUCUGUUUUUAUGUGGGUUAGUAUUUAUCAUCUGUUAUAGUUGUGGGAGGAUUUUAUAUUGUGGUGGAGUUAUAUGUUGUGCACAAUUAAGAUGGCUCAUAAGUCGGUUGUGGCUCGUCUUACGCGCUGAAGGCACUUCAGAACUGCUGUGCUGCAUUGUAGCUGCCGUUACCUGCCGAUCCAACAAUGCCACAAUCCCAGCUUGCUCCAAGUAGACAGCGCGCUCAUCGUCCUCCCAGAUUCCCUUCCCUGGUGCCAGAACAGAGCCCGUCGCAUUUUCUCGCUCCAAAAUACGGAGUCCAUCACUUGCUAGCAGGGGGAUCAUGUCUACUUGUUCUAGGGCGCCAUAAUGGGGGCAAAAAGUGUCCAGGUCCAGCCGGCGACAGUCAUCGUUCCUUAUUCUAGGGCGCUAAAAAACAGGCAAAAAAAACGUCCAGCGCUUUGGCCGCCGGCAAUCAACCUGGAAGAUGGCACUUCCCUGAGGCUGCCAAUGAUCAUCCCAGAGGAACCCGGUCACACUCUGAACCAACUAACUUCGCAUAAGAAUUAAACUUAGACGUACAGAGAAUUGAGGGUGUGCAUCUGGACUGCUCAUUAAGUUUACUAAGCCCUCUUCCAAUACUGUUACUACUCCAUGUCUCACAAAGCUAAACACUGAAUCCACAUUGUUUUACAGAAUUUCAGAGAGGAAGUAAAAGAGCAAGAGUUGCUGUUAUAAAAUAUGUAGUGCUCCCAAAAUUAUCAUCAAUCAUGGAACCAUGGAUGAAUGGGACUUCUGAAAAUUCAAAUGCUCUAAAAGUCUUCUCUCCAUCAUUUUUUUUUUCUUUUGCGUUUCAUUUCAUUGAAAAGACGGAGAUUUUGUUACAGGCUUCCUAGGAAUCGGGUGUUACAUCAGUUUUAACUUAAUGCACGUCCUAGGUCGAGAUGGCAGGACUGCCCUAAGGCCCGUGGCACCGGCUCUAGCCCAAAGCAUUGCUUCAUCAUUAAUCCGGGAGACCAAGCCAUCGAUUGAUGGCUGGGAACUUUUGAAGAUGCAAUCACUUCUUUGCUUCCACACCAUCCAGGGCGUGAGAAGUAUCUUAGAGGCCAGGCCUUGCAUAAAGGUUUAGGAGUGUCCUGGUAUGCCUUGCUCCACCAUUCCAUCAGGGAUCCUUCUUGGUCUGGGGGUGUGCAGGUGAACCUGAGCCAAGAUAGAACCUCAUGACAGACUUGUCUGGAGAAGGGGCAUGCGAGGAUAAAGUGCUGCAUUGUCUCAGGUGCCUGGCCGCAUAGGAGGCAAACUCAGUGGUGCUUAGAAGGCUGCAUUGUAGAGAACAUUUUCUUAGAAUAUCAAUGCAUUAUUGAGUGUUGAUUAUACUAGUUCGAUACACUUGCACAUGAAGCAUGCCAUUAACAGAUCAGUAAACCUGAGCCAAGAUAGAACCUGAGCCAAGAUAGAACCUCAUGCAUUAUUGGGGGUGUGCAGGUGAACCUGAGCCAAGAUAGAACCUCAUGACAGACUUGUCUGGAGAAGGGGCAUGCGAGGAUAAAGUGCUGCAUUGUCUCAGGUGCCUGGCCGCAUAGGAGGCAAACUCAGUGGUGCUUAGAAGGCUGCAUUGUAGAGAACAUUUUCUUAGAAUAUCAAUGCAUUAUUGAGUGUUGAUUAUACUAGUUCGAUACACUUGCACAUGAAGCAUGCCAUUAACAGAUCAAUAAAUCUUCUCAUGAACCCAUGACCUUGAGAAUUCACAUGAACCAGCCAUGGCAUGAUUUUGCACGUCGAUAUGGUUUUCCAUUUUACAUUAGAUGGACGAUGGUGCCUCAGGCAGUUUCACACCAAACUGAGAUUGUGCGAAAGAAAAUAAGAAAGAGAAGAUAAUUCAGAGGAAGAAGAUGCAAACUAGAUGACGUCCAAACAAUAGAUUAAUUGUACCUUCAUCCACAGAUUAUGGCCUGAUUAUCCAGAGUAAGGAGAUGCCGCCGGCCGGCCAGUGGCCAGGGCGUCGCGCCGAUCAGCGAUGGCCAGGCAGACGCGCUGUCUUCGGAUCAGUGGUAGCCGUGGUAGCGCGCCGUCUUCCUGGACGAUUGCCUUCCCUCGGCCCUGCGCUGCUAGCCGGCCAUGGACUCUGGUUUUUGGCGCGAGAAACUGCGACGGGUCUGGGAUGCUGCUGCGCGCGCUGUCUGCUUGGAACGAGCUGGGAGCGUGGCAUCAUUGGAUCGGCAGAUACGAUGCAGCACGGCAGUUCUGACGUGCCUUCAACACAUUAGACGAGCCGCGUCCUCAUACGGGCAUGAUCUUAGAGCAUCUCCAGUCGUGUCCCCCAAACCGAUUUGGGGCGCGCCGGACAAAAAAACGCUUCCAGCGGCGUCCCCAAAGCUGAUUUUUGUCCGGCGCGCCCUGAUACGGUGUCCGGCGCCCCGAGCCCGUCCCCGUCCCACAGGGGACGCACCGGGCACGCUGGACACAACGAAAAGCGAGGCGAAGCGAGGCGGGCCCGACGCGUCAGCGGCACGGAAGCCUAAAACCCCGUCACCUACCUUUGGUCAAGCGACGUUAAUGACAUCCAUGGGUUCCCAGACAACGCAGGGACGCGUCUCGUCGUGCAUGGCCGCGUGGCCGUCCGCGCCGGCGUUAUUGCGUGCAACCACCCGCUGCCGCCGUUGUACAUUUAAAGACACCCUGCGGUUCGUCCCAAUCUCUCACCGCUCCCAAACCUUCUCGUCGCCGCCGCCUCCCCUCCGGAUCUUCUCCUCGCCGCUCCAAACAAUGUCGACCUCGUCCUCCCGCAAGAUUGCCGCGAUGAACGCCUUCGGCCGUGGCAGCCUAACCGUGCUGGAGGCGUGGGCACUGUACCACGCGGGAUAUCCUGUCCCGCCGGACAUGCGCCUGCCAAGCAGCGGCGGCGGCUGGAAGAUGGCCGUGAACGGCAUUGGCGUGCUGCCGCCACCGAAGUCGGGCACGGAGCAAUGGAGGGACGGCAUCAAGGCCCAGCGGGUUCAAUUCACCUCCGAGGAGCGGGCGGAUCCGACAUGGGUGGCCAAGGACAACAACGACUGGUGGGUCACGUAUUUCAAGGCCAAGUACGACGUCGAGAUGCACAUCACCACCGGCCUCAUCGGCGGGCCCAGCAGCUGGAACAGGGACGGCCGCACCCUGUUCUGGGGCAUUCCGAGGCGCACCCUCGAUAGCGUCAUCCGCGACAUCCGCAACGGCGCUCCAAGGUUGGAGACGCCGCCGUCACCUGUCACCGUCACCGUCUCCUCGAGGAGGACCACCGCAAUGGCAGCCGAGCAAGACCACGUACUCGUCCUCCUCGAACUCUUCUCCCUCUGGACCGGCCCGAUCGACGCCGUCCUUGUCGUACCGCUCAGCGCCCUACACCGUCCCCAAACGCGGGGUGAAGGAGGAGCCGGCGACGCCCGUCAACACGAGGCGUGCCGGCAGCGGCAGCCGACAGCAGCAAGAGAGGCGUGGCACAGCCCUCCUCAUCCCGAAGCCAGAGGUGAAGGAGGAGUCGGAGGAAGCGGCGCAGGCGGCGCUGCUGGCAGAGUACGAGCGGCAGCAGCGGGUCAUCGCCAGCAGUGA